This is a messenger RNA of Naegleria lovaniensis, 1236 nucleotides long. RefSeq lists its product as uncharacterized. Bases 1 to 1236 code for a protein of 411 amino acids. The transcript has a single exon. Lineage: Eukaryota; Heterolobosea; Eutetramitea; Acrasida; Naegleriidae. The record is from RefSeq and is a predicted model, not a curated record.
AUGUUAUUGGAAAUGAGUAGUAGAAAAACGCCUCCGAUUCAAUUCAUUCCCACCUCAAAUCCAGUCCCAUCUCCUCGGAUAUCUCAUCAUCAAGCAAUAUUGAUUAAAACGAAACCACCUCAAGAGGAAGAUGAAGCAAAAUCAUCCCGAAAUGAUCAAGGCUCAAAAAAGAAGAAUAGUGCAAGGCAAAAGAAAAAAUUAGAGUCUUCUCAAAUCAUGUCCAAUUCAACUCUCUCCAAUAUUCAAGAUUCAUCCCUCAACACCAUGAUGAAUGGAGAUGAUUCAUUCUUCAUCACACGAGGACCACAAAUUCAAUUUCCAGCAGUAAAGAAACAAGGAGGAUCAGAAAAGAAUGUAGCACCCUCCGAAGUGGACACGGCGUUGGAAAACAAAAAAGCAGAGUUACAGAAAAUUCAGCAAUUACUCGAGCAAAAACGAAAAGAAUAUGAAGCCAAUGACAUACAAUGGAAGGAAAAAGAGCUGGAGCUGACGAAAAAGAGAAAUGAGCUCGAUUCUGGUCACAAGGAAAUGAAACAAUUCAAUCAAAUUAAUGAAUCAAAAAUUGACAAGUACUAUCGAAAGGCAAUGGAAGAACAAAAACAAAAUGAAUCAAAACGGCAGCAAAUUCAAGAUCUUCAAGCCUCAAUCAUUCAUCUCACCAAACAAAAGAAAAAGAAAGAGAGUGAGCUCAAAAAAAUUCAUCUCUACCAAAAUUACCUUAAUAUGGUUGCUCGAUAUGACAACAACACCUUCGAGGAUGAUAUGGAUAAGAUUUUGAAAAGACAUGAAAUUUUGCACAACUCUUCAACAGAUUUGGAGCAUCAAAUUGAAACCAAGAAGCAACUCAUCAAGCAUGAAACAAAUGAUUUGAAAAACUUCCAAAAACAAGCACAAAACAAACUCUACGAGCUCAACGUCGAAUUGCAGCAAAAGAGACAACUCUUAGAAAAACUAAAAGCAAAAACCUAUAGUCUUGAAUCAGCAUACUUUCAACAAGAUUUAGCCAAUAGAAAAUUUUCUCAAUUGUAUUCACAAGUGGUGAUGAGCAUUAAUAACUUACAUCAACGAUGUGUAGAAACACGAAAAUUUAAGCCAACCCAACAACCCAAAUUUGUGACAGCUAGUAGAAUUGAAAAGAAUGUACCAGAGGAAUUUAGACAAUUACAAGCCAUACAACACAGAAUACAAGACGUUGAAUACAUGGUCAAUGCUAUGAAAGUAGAAGCAAAGGAAUAA